UGUUUUAAUACUCACGGAUUCAAUGAAGGGUCUUACUAUUGACUGAUAAGAGAGAGACAGAGAAAGAAAGGGGUUAAAAGAAACUAUAUAAAAAUAGCUUGGCACGUGCUCACCGAGACAUUGACUCAUAAAUUCAUAGUUUUUACUUCUGUAUGACAAAGAAAGAAAGAACUAAAUCAGGUUAAAACCAAGGUUGCCUGUGGCUGUGAUGUGAUUUGGGUGGUUCAAGAAGAGAAGAGAGCGUCUUUGUUGACUCUUCUCUUUACCUUAAUCUUCUGGUUUGUCUCGCUUUUAAAUCAAUGUCCAUCCCUUCCAAAUCUUAUCCACAGGUUACAGAUGAGCAUUGACUCAAUUCUUAAAUUAUAAGCAAGCAUGAAAUUCGGAAUCAAGAAAGGAUGGAAAGCAAUAGUUCCUCUACGCUUGAAAGGCAAAUCAGCGACACGUUUUUCUUUGUUUAUGAAGAUGAAGCCAACUAGCUAUGGACCAGGUCGAGCACCUGUUUAUCUAAAUGUUUACGACUUGACACCAAUGAAUGGCUAUGUCUACUGGGCAGGUCUUGGUAUCUAUCACUCUGGUGUAGAAGUCCAUGGUGUUGAAUAUGCUUUUGGAGCUCAUGACUAUCCAACAAGUGGUGUUUUUGAGGUUGAACCACGGCAGUGCCCAGGCUUCAAGUUCAGGAAGUCAAUAUUCAUUGGGACCACAUGCUUGGACCCUGUUCAGGUUAGAGAGUUCAUGGAGAGACAGUCUGCAAGCUACAAUGGCGAUACAUAUCACUUGAUUGUUAAGAACUGCAAUCAUUUCUGCAAGGACAUUUGUUCUAAGCUGACUGGGAAACCAGUUCCAAAAUGGGUAAAUCGACUAGCAAACAUAGGUUCAAUCUGCAAUUGCAUACUUCCUGAAGCCCUUAAGGUUUCCGCUGUGCGGCAUGACCCUGAUUACCAACAAUUUGAUAGUGACAAAAGGAGGCUGAGAGGUGCGUUUAGUUGUCUGUCUUCAAUCUCAAUGCGGCAGAAGCAGCUGUCAACAUCUUCAUUGUUUCUACAAUCACCCUUAAAGGGCUGCCUACCAACAUGGGAAUUGAGAAGGUCAAAAAAUGGUUCACUGAAGGAGAGUUGAGAUAUAACUGCUUGAAGAUGUUUCAUUAGCAUUCAUGAUGAUUGGUGAUCAAGAUCCCUAAGCUUGAUGACAGAAAUUUGUUUACAUAUAUGCCAACAUGGGAAGUCUGCCAUAGCUUAUAUUCUUCUGGUUUUGCAAGUUUUCGCCAUUGUUGGUUGUCUUUGUCUGGCCUCUGUUAGAAAUCAUUAAGAUGGCAAGAUCAACGAAGAAUCUCGAUGGAUCAAUGGCAUUGCCAUCUUUGAAAUGUACAUUGCUCAUAACUCAAGUGUUAUUUUUCAUGUCAUUUAUUUUCAUCAAUUUGUAAUUACUGUCAAGUUAAACGCCUGUUAUCUAGACCUGACCUGUGAGCACUGGCCUUGUUCACAGGCUUCAGAGCUCUCUUUAUGGGUUCGCACCUAUUUAGUAAAUACUUGUUUUAUACACUAA
This is a messenger RNA of Mangifera indica (mango), 1542 nucleotides long. Its product is annotated as deSI-like protein At4g17486. Gene Ontology annotation, molecular function: deubiquitinase activity. The transcript has 4 exons. The record is from RefSeq and is a predicted model, not a curated record. Bases 373 to 1116 code for a protein of 247 amino acids. NCBI's taxonomy places the organism in Eukaryota, Viridiplantae, Streptophyta, Magnoliopsida, Sapindales, Anacardiaceae. Gene Ontology annotation, biological process: protein deubiquitination.